This is a messenger RNA of Pomacea canaliculata, 9372 nucleotides long. Its product is annotated as centriolin-like. The record is from RefSeq and is a predicted model, not a curated record. Gene Ontology annotation, molecular function: protein binding. Lineage: Eukaryota; Metazoa; Mollusca; Gastropoda; Architaenioglossa; Ampullariidae.
CGGGGUAGACCGCAGUUAAUGGCUUGUAAACAAACAUGGCGUCUUAGUGCUGAAAAGUUUUGGAAUGUGGCCAUUCUUCUAUCAGUUCACUGCAUAAAGCACCUAAUUCUGAUAUAUAGACAGCUAACACCAUAGAAUGAGGCGAGGAGUUGGACGAGCAAUUCCUUCUAACCUGCCAGUACCAAAGGCUUCACAUGGAACUCCAGUGACUUCUUCAUCCUCUCUGGCACGUGGCCAUGCCAGUCAUGCAAAGUCAGCUGAGGAUUUGUCACAUUCACAGGGAAAUACUUCCAGCAUGCAAGGAAAUUCCCUCCGCAGAGCCCUUUCUCCUGGCAUUAGGCAGAACAAAGGUCUAUCACUCUCACCUGCCCGCACAUCUCAUUCUGGUUCACCUCUUCCAGGAGUCCGCUACAUCACUGAAGAUUUAAUUCGGAAAAUUGCUAGAGAAGAACAUUUAGAGGUCAUAACGUCUUUAAAUCUCACACUCUCUAAAGAAGGGGGAAAGAAGAUAAAGUUCAUUGAAAAUCUGGAUCGCCUUAAGAAUCUGGUUUCUCUUAACCUGAGCAACAACAUGAUUGAACGGAUGGAAAAGCUGGAAAAACUACAGCAGUUGCGAGAGCUGAAUCUUUCUCGCAACUAUAUUGUUCGUAUUGAAGGCCUAGAGACACUCACAGGACUUCAAGUGCUGAAUCUUUCUUCCAACAGCAUUGAGCACAUCCCCACCUGGCUUCCAAAGAGACUGCAGGCUUUGCGCACAUUCAGGAUUGCAAACAACAAAAUUGUAUCAUUGUCAGAAAUGGCCAAACUGAAGACUAUACCAGAUCUUAUCCACAUAGACAUAAAAGGAAAUCCAUUAUCAGAGCUGCCUCAUGCUCGUCUAUUUCUGGUAUUCCAUCUGCGCUGCAUGGAGACUUUAGAUAGUCAAGCAGUAACCAGCUUGGAACGUGAACAGGCUCAAAGCCGAUUUUCUCUAGAUGAAGUCCAAAAUCUGGAGCGUCAACUAGAACAAGGAGAGUCACGAUAUAGGCAGUUGGAGGAGAGUCACAAUCGCUCUGAGCAGGAACGUUCACAGCAGGAAGUGUCCCAGAAUCAACUGCUACAACGUCAACAGGAUAUCAAGGAGCAGCUGCAGCAGUUACAGCGAGAACUGGCAGCCAAAGACGACUUGCUUAAGCAAAAGACCACAGAACUGAACAGGGCAUGUGAGAAACAUUACCAGCUAGAACAAGAGUUGGCAUUUCACAAGAUUGACUCCAAGUUCAAGGAGCUAGGUACAGCUCCACCUCUUCAGCAAAAUCUGAGCAGUGAUGAUGGAGGCCUUCUGAGUGAGAGUCCUUACAUAGGACGAGCACGCUUCCAUGCCAACCAGAUGGCAGAAGAAGGACAGGUUCAGGCUGUGCCCCAGCGGGUUCAGCUGCACUCUCUAAGGGCACCUGUAUCACCUGCCCUUUCACCUCAGCAAAGACAAGAGCUGCAGGCAAGAUUAGAUGCAGAGUUGGAGGCAAAAAAGAAAGAAGUCUUAGAAACGGAAGAGAAGCUUCGAAUGCUCCAGUCAGAUCUAAACUCCACUGAACAAAAGUUAGUCAGUGCUGCCCAAGAACUGAAGAAACUGGCACCCACUAGAAACACACCUGAGCCAUUCAGAGAUGACAAAUUCAAGAUUCGUCAGCGCCUGGCAAAAAAGAUGCAAAAUGUGAACAAACUACGAGAUGCAGCCACACAAAUGGAAGAUGAAAUUGACAGAGUACAGCAGAGCAUCACUCAGGGCAGAGCAGAACUUAACACACUGAAAAAUGAGAUGCAGUCCAUGGAUCCAAAGACUUCCUCUUAUAAGCAAAUGGCUGACAAGGAGCUGCAGGUGAAAAAAGAUUAUGAUGUUUGUGACCAUCUUCAGCAAGACCUGCACAGUGUGAUGCAGGACAUUGCCAAAGAAACAACAGAAAUUAAACACCUUGAGGAACAGCUAGAAUCAGGUGAGAUUGAAAGGAAUGAAAGUAUCAAGGCUGAGCUGGAAGAUAUUGUGAGUGACUUACAGGGCUAUCUAGAGGGAGUCAAGGGUCAGACCUUGCAGCACCAACAGGAAUACAGGAGGAUGAUGGAAGAGAAGGGUGUGCUAGAGGAGAAGAUUAGGCGGCUGGAGACGGAGCUGGAUGUCCUUGACACAGAGGCCCAGCAUGCCAAGGUGUUGCAGAAGCGACUGGAGGAUGCAGAGCAUGAGCUGAGCAAAAUACAGAAUCUGAGUCAGACCCUCCAGGAGGAUCUACUGCAUUCACGUCAGAAAGAUCAGGAGGCACAGAGUCGCCUGGAGCAAGCAGAGGCAGAGAUACGACGCCUGAACCAGAGCUUGCAGGAGACUGAGAAGAAAGCACAGUCUGAGAGGAAGUCUGUGGAGCGCCACCUGCAGACAGAACGUGAGAGGAUGGAGAAGAUGACACAACGAGUGCAGGAUGCCAAUCGUCAGGAUCUGGAGGUCAAGAAGCUGGUGGCUCAGCUGGAAGCUGCAAAGACUCUUAAUUCCUCAUUACGAGACCAAUUGGAGGAUGUUCAACAGCAACGAGAACUGCAAGAAGAUGGGUUCAAACCCAGUGAACUAAAAAAGCGCCUCCGCAAGUUCACUCAUGACUUUAAAACCAACAAGAGUCCAGGAGAGCCUUUUGACAAGGAUGACAUCCUGGGAACUUCCUUCAAGGAGAUCUACCAGACAGCACAAGACAAACUGAGCAAGACCAUGCGGGAGUCAGAAGAGGCUAAGAAGCAGAAGCAGAAGCUGGAGGUGGAAGUGCAGACUUUGAAGGAGCAGCUGAAUAGAAGAGAGGGGGCCUUACAGGAAUCACAAGACAACAAACAUAGUGAUGAGGAAAAAAGACGCUUGCAGGAGGAGAUUAAAAGGCUUCAAGCUUCACUCAAACAACUGAAAGAGGGUGGGGUGCCUGUGCGUAUCGUGUAUGCACGGUCUGAAGGAAGUGUUGACAGAGCUUCCUCACUGGACUCUGAGGAGAAGAUGCUUUUUGAUGAACUGCAGCGGGAGCUGAUGGAAUUGAAACGUCACAUGCGACAGCAGGAGCAUGAUGCCUCACGUAGGCUGGUGGAGGUGGAGACAGAAGCAGCUCAGUGGCAGGAAGAGAUGAAAGAGCAGAAGCGGAUAUUUGAGAAAGAACUAGACAGGCAUCGCCAGGAAGCAGAACUUCUUAAGGAGAAACAGGAAGCCAGGAUUCAAGUCAUUGCUCAAGACCUUGACCAAGCUCAGAGUGUUGCAGAGGCCUUGCAGCAGAUGCUGAAUCAACGAGAAAAGAUGCUGCAGGAUGAAAUAGGAGCAGCAGAUAUGUCCAACCAGAUGAUUGCUUCUCAAGAGGAUGAGCUUUCACGGCUCUAUGGAAUCCUAGAUGCCCAGCGUGCAGAGAUAGAGAACCUGAACCAGAUGCUGGAUUACUUGGCAGCGCAGGGGCCAGAUGGAGUUGGUCCUGCAUUUGAUGAUGAGCUCUGGCGCAUCCGACAAGAAGUGAACAAGUUGAAAGAGACACUGGCCAUGCAGUCAGCAUAUGUCCAGUCUAUGCCAGCCACUCAUCAUUUUGGGAUGCAGGCUGGUCCGCUGCCUCCACUCCUGCAAGACAUGGGUGUUGGAUCAUCUGGCAUUGGUGUUGGUCAUGUUGGUGUUGGUCCCAGCAGUCGGUCUAGUUCAGGAACUGGGGGUGUUGGCGCCAGCAGACCUGUAUCUAGUCAACCUGCAGUGUCAGGCUUUGCCACUGGGCUUUCAUUGCCUGGAUAUCCAGCAGACCUCCAUGUUGGGUAUGGAGACCAGCCUGAUGGUCAGCAUGAUGGUCGUUCACAGAAUGCAGCCAUGCAUCAGCGCCAGACUUUUGGAGGUCAUCCUGCCAGUACACUUUUGCCGCGUCCAGCACAGAGGGGGUCUAAUCCACCAGCUGACCCUCGAUCUAGUUUUCCAGGACACUUAGCUAAUGAACGACGUGAGUCCAAAGCUCCUCCUAGCAGCAGAAGAACUGCAGGGAAGGGAGAGGACUCCUCGCCAGCCCAUCCACAAGCCCUUUCUUCUGAUCGAGUUUUGCCUGCAGAAGAGAUUAGGUGGCAGGCAGGUGGUCCAGUAAAGCGUGGGAUUCCUGCACUUCCAUCAGCAUUUGAACCAGUCCACCGACCUGAGCGACAAAAUCCUGCUGUCACUGUAUCACCACUUCAGGCAAAUUUCUCACCUGUUGUUCCUCCACCUCAUUAUCCAAGAAACAUGCAGCCUAUCACAGCACCUCAGAGUGGUAACAGCAUGAGAGAUGUUGGUGGCUUGACUCUGUAUCCUAGCGGGCCGAAGGAGCAAUGCUUGGCCAUCACGAGGCAUCCAGACUUCAGGCAUUCAGGGCCCUUCCCGCAGCGUGCAGGUGGGAGUUGCUGCGCCUGCUGGCAGUAUUGUGAGCAGCAGGGAUCAUCACAUGGUGGAGUGGAAGGUGGCAUCAAAACGCAGCCAAUGGUCAUUCAUGUGCCUGUCCCCAUCUACAUGGGAAAUCCUCCAUCUUCCCAGCCUACCGAGCGGCAACCUGCUGUAGCGCAGUCUGGUCUUCCUGUGCCAGAAAGCUAUGAAGGGAAUGUUCCAACCUCUGGUAACCAGACACAUGUGGCCUUUGACCCCAUCGCUACUCAGUACAGCUACAGUGCAGGAGGGACAGAAGCACCUACAUAUCUUGGAAAUUUCUACCCUAACCCAGCUCAGGCUGCAUCCCAACAGGCGGGUGUGUCAGGCACUCCAGGUGCAUACAACAUUGGUACACAGACCUACCUACCUGUUGGGCCAGCUCAGCAGGUGGACUACCAGCACACUCGCACCUACAUUCCAGCUGGGACUGAUGGCGGAAGUAAUGCUCGCAUUUACUACCCACCCAGUGGAUCCCUCCCCAUGCCAGCACCAGGAGCCCCACCCCCACCCCCUCCUUUACCUGUGACUGUCUUGGGGCCACCUUCUUCGCCUGGGUCUCGUGCUGCUGGAAUGCUGUUGACGCCAAUAGCAACGGGAACUCCUGUCCGAGGGGGAUACAUGGUGCCUGUCAACUUUGAUGGUUCCUAUGUUACAGCACCACCAAGUCCAAUCAGGCCUGUAGCUAUGGACUCUCCAAGUCGGGGCAUCCUUAAGAAUGGUGGAGGAAGAGGUGAAGGUGGCAACAAUGGUGAUGAUAGCUACCUGUUCUGUAACGUACCUGAACAUCAUGACCUGGAGGAUUAUAUAGCAGAACUUCAAGAAAAGUUAAGGCGACUAAAGGCAAAGUUACUACAGGAGAAGAGCCUAAAGGAGGAAAUAGUAGUAAAUAAUGACAAAAAACUGAUUAAACGCCUUCUUAAUGAGCUAGAGGAUCGACGUGAGGAGCUGGAAGGCCUUGAUCUGGCCAUCGAACGCCAGAAGCGAAACCUACAGGAGAUGAAGGAUGAGGAGAAGGGGCUGAAACGCAAGAGAUCUAAUGCACGUGAAGAAUUACAGACACUGCGAGAAAGGAACAUAAAACGGCUCUUGAAAAUGAACCGUGGUCCAGCUGAAGACAGUUUCGACGAAGAAAUGGAGCAUAACAGGCAGAAGUACCUACGCAAUGAAGUGGAUUGCCUAGAACGCACUCUAGCCAAGCGGCAAGCACAGCUUCACGAGGCUGAGCGAGCCCUCAAAGACUGUAAUGCGGAUCUCAGGGAAGCAAAGGAACAGGCACGAGAAACUGUCAAGCGUUACGAUGAUGCAACUAUGAGCUUGCAGAAUGCUGUCAGUGAGCAGCAGGAAAUUGAGCGCCGUGCUAAUGAAGUUGGGCUGCAGCUGGUGCAGUCAAUGGACAGACUGGCUCAGGCAAAGAUUAGCCUCAGGGACUUAGAGAGAAAGCGCAUCAAGCAGGAUCGCCUAUUAAAGGACAUUAAUCAAGUCAUUGCAAAAAAGGACACAGAAUUCCGAGAUUUGGAUGCCCGUGUCAAGGUCACACAACAAAGCCUCCAGAAGGUUCAGGAUGAACUGGUGCUUUCCACACAGCAAGAGAAGGAAGUGGUAGAUGCCUUGAGAGACAGUGAGGACGUUCUUGGAAAACGUCGUGCUGAAAUUGCUCGCAUGCGAGACCAGGUGAUGCAGAUACAGAGCUUAGAGCGGUUGGAUCAGCAAGUCGGUCGCAAACGUACAGAACUGCAGCUGCUACAAGAAAAUCAAGAGAGCCGGCAGGCAGAGCUAAGCUCUGUUCUACGACAGGCAGAGGCUGAAGUGGCAGCCAAGCAGCGUGAGGUGAAGGAGGAACAGGCUCAUAUGGAACAGCUGGAGCUGCAGAAGUCAGACCUGGCCACCCUUCUGAAGGCUCGGCGAUUGGAACUGCACAAGUUGCAGGAGGAGGUUCAACAGGAGGAGGAGGUGCUGCAGAGGCUUACCAGCUCUGUCAACAAGAACAAGUCUGAGUUGAAGCACACCUAUGAGAUGCAGAAGCUGGAGCAGAAUGAGCUAGAGAACUUACGGACACAGCACGCACAGAAAAUGGGUGACUUGGAGAGAAUACAACGUGAAUUGCUAGAAGAAAAGUCAGAGCUAGAGCAGCUGAAUGCAGAGACGAGUCGGAAAGGAGCAGAACUCGAACGCCUACGCCAAGCAGUUGACAGAGAACGGAGUGAAGUUGAAAACUUAUCUUCAGAAAAGCAGUUGCUGGAGGACCGUUUAGCCAAUCUUUCCAGAGAAAAGGGAGCUCUUGAAGACAGCUGUAAAUCACUAGAUGACAAACUUAACACAAUGAAGAGGACACAGCGCAUCACUGAAGAAAAGCUUGAGGCAAGUGCUCGUCGACUUGAGACACUAGAGCAAGAAUUGGUGCGGGAGCGAGAGAUGGACGAGGCCAACUUGCAGCGCACAAUUCUACAGAAAGAUCUUCAGAUGCUGAAACAAAAUGUUAAAGACACAAAGCUAGAGCUGGAGCAAUUGCAGAACAGCAUCAGUGACGCAGAGUCAACACUCAGAAACCUGGACCAAGAUAUUCGCAGCAGCCAGCAGAGGCAUGAUGAGACGCACCUGGAGGUGCAGCGGCUGGCAGAAGCCGUUCGUCACAGCAACGCAGCAUAUGAAGAGGCAAGUCGACUGGAGCGAGCAAAGCAGGAAGAGUUGCAGGACUUGCUACGAGCAGUUGCGGACAGGGAGCAAGAACAUGAAGACGCUCGAAAGGCUCUGAAUCGUGUGCGGAAGGAAGUUGAAAAAGAAGAAAAUAAACUCAACAAGUUGGUGUCUAAUGCAAACACCAACCUGGAUCAGAUCCGGUCAGAUCUAGUCAGUAAGCAAGAGGAGCUGGAUAAAACAAGUCAGUCACUUUUACAGCUUCGAAAGGAGGCCAGUGAAAUACAUGCAAACGAGGAGCAGUUUGGUGAAAUGCAGAACCAUAUUCAAGAACUGGAGAAGGAAAUGGAGGAACGCAACAAAGAGAAGAAUGAACUGGCCAAGGCUUUGUCAGCAUCAUAUGAGGAAGUACAGAGACUACGCAAAGACUCGGCAGAGGCGCAUGAACUCUUGAGGAAAGAGAAAGAAAGGUAUGAAAACACACUGACCGACAUACAGCAACAGCUAGAGCUGAGAAAACAGGAGCUACAGCACCUGCAGCAGCAGUCUGCAGUACAGGUGGCAGAACUGCAGAACAUCGCUGAACGGCAGUUCAGGAGAGCUAAUGCUCUGACAGACAAGCUAGGCAAACAUAGACAAGAGGUCAUUGAGAUGAAGACACAGAUAGAGCCACAGUCCGAUGACAAAGAAAAUGAACAAGUGUCACAAAGAGCAUCUGCUACCUUGGCUGGGAACAAAAUCAGUGAUGACUGGACAAGCAGAAAUGAUCGUCUGCGCCAACGCUUGGUGGAAGAGCAGGAUUAUCUCAGGUUGCAACUAAAGCAGCAGAUGUCAAGGCACAGCGAGCUAAUGGAAUCAGCGAGAAAGAAAUCAGAUGAAACUAUCAAUCAUUUGAAACAGAAGCUGAACUCAUUACAAGAGGUUCUUUUCAACUCUGGAGCAUCUGAUGUGCGAGCUUUGCAAGAUCUGGCAAGAUCCCGUUCACAGUCGCCCAGAUAUGACCGGAGGCGCUCACCAAGUCCCAUCAUAAGAACAGGCAGGGGCUAUUGGUCACAUCGUUCAAGAUCAAGGUCUUUUGAGAGGAUUAAUGGUUCGAUGAUUCCAGAGAGGGACUGUUUUUGGAACUAUUGUACACCAUAAAACCAAGAUUUACUGUUCACAAAUGGUCUUCUUGUGGAGGCUAAACUAAGGUUUGCUAUUUUCAUGGUUGCCAAUCUAUUAUGCCAUCCAAGGAUAAAAUCUAAGGUUAGUUACCCAAAUCUCUCCCAAAAACUCCCCAAAAUAUAGCUGUGAGAUUAAUAUUUGGUACUUUGAGACUAAUAAUAGUUUUUGAUAUCUCUUCUAUCAUCUAGAAGUAAAGCAUUUUAGCUUACUCUAGCAUGUUAGUUUGUUUGACUGUGAUUGUUCAUAAUAUUUAGGUACGUUUAUCAGCUGUAUUCAACAUGUUUUGUUGUUGACCUGAACUUUGUAUUUAUUUGCUUUCUAGACAUACAUUUCUGAGUGUAAUAUAUAAUAAUUGGAUAAUGCAUUGCAUGGGUUAAUCCCUUCAGUUAUUGCAUAAUAUGAGGGCAGGAUUUGAAGAGAUGAUGUUCAGUUGACUUUACACACAAUUUCUGGUAUGUCUGGAAUGCCAGUUACCAUGAAUCCUUAUGAAACUUGGGUUCAAGACAGCUAUUUGUUUUACUUUUUCGCUCAAGAUGGAUGAAUCAACAAAUUAAGUUGUAGCUAUAAAGAUCUUUGCAUCUGUGGGUGCGAAUAGUGUAUUUCAGACUUUGAGAAAAUUGCCAUUUAUUCAAAUUAGUAGUUGUGCUUUUAAUGAGAACCACUGCUGCCAAAACAUUUUUCCAUUUCAUAUAGGAAAUGGCUUUUUUCCCUUUCAGCUUAGCAUUAAAUAACUUACUUCAUUUGUUUAUUCAUGCUAAUGAUGGACAUUCAUUUUUAAAGUAUCUGACUUUGGAAAUCUGUUUGGCAAUACAAAGGGUCUGUUUAACAUCCUGAUACGUAUUAUAAUAAACUUAGUAGCAUAUGCUUUUUCUGUUAUGUAGAUAUAUGGUUGUGCAUGAGCAGACAUUUUUGCAGAAAGAGAAAUAACAAUUCUGUGAUUUUUUUUUUAUUUGUAUGUUUUCCAGUGGGUAAAUUUUAACUUAUGCAUCAAAUUCAAAUUGAAGGUUUUUACAUAUUCCGUCCAUUUUCAUUCCAUCCUAUAUAUUGCUAUUUCUUUUGUUAUGUUCAAUUAUAAAUGUAGUCAUACCAUUUACUAGAUUUUUGUUUAGUUUAUACCUGCAACAAUUAGAGUAAAUAAAACCGUGUACUUCGCAAAA